Messenger RNA from Spinacia oleracea (spinach), 5881 nucleotides. Its product is annotated as peroxidase 57. The record is from RefSeq and is a predicted model, not a curated record. Bases 4667 to 5662 code for a protein of 331 amino acids. Gene Ontology annotation, biological process: response to oxidative stress; hydrogen peroxide catabolic process. Lineage: Eukaryota; Viridiplantae; Streptophyta; Magnoliopsida; Caryophyllales; Amaranthaceae. Gene Ontology annotation, molecular function: heme binding; peroxidase activity. The transcript has 4 exons.
UUUUCCUUAAAUGGUACUCGUUUUGUACUAAAUUUUAUAAAGUGGUAUUAAUAUCACAAAAAUGGUGCUAAAUAUUUUAAAAUGGUAUUCAUAUUACAAAAUUGGUACUCAAUUUUUAUAUAUGGUAUUCAUUUUAAUGAUUAUUGAUGGCACGUUGGCAAACACACCUCAGUAACGGGAUCCAAGUUGGCAAAUGAGGUUGACUAUUCAAAAAUUUCAAAAUGGCUGGGAAAUUACAAACAAGCCCAUGGCAUGUAUUUCAUAAUACAUGCCUGGCUGCGAUUUUGACGCCCUCCAACACUCUGGUGGGCAAAUCAAAUAAAAUCCAAAAAAGCAUUGCACAAGCAUAUUGCAGAAGGAGUCUUCUAUAACGGUUGGUGGGCCAACCAAAGAAAGACAAACAUAUUGCAAUAUAAGAGGACGAGGAGUUUUUUCAGUACAAUAAUUUCUCACUUCGCACCUCAAAGCUAAGUCCUCUAUGUAUUUAAGUUUAUACUAUAUGUCUGUCAACUUUAAAAUUUACGUGACUUGAUUAAUUUGGUAAAAUGCAAGAUAUUCUUGGAGACUUAAUUUGGCAGAAAUUGUCUAAUCCUAAGUCAUUAUGUAAGAGCAUACACCUCAAAUUAUUUAUCAUAAUCAAAACGAAUUAUAUAUUUAUGUUUGACAAGCAGAAGUACGCUAAAUAUAGAGCUCAAAACUGUGUAGCCUCUCAUACUUUUUUGCAUAAUCUUGUUUGUCUUGGCAUUUAUCUGACAAUGAUAAAACAUAUUAGCCGAGCAUACUUGCAUUAUAAUAUUCAAUUGGUCUACCAACAAGACGUGUAAAGCUCAUAGUUGGUUAAACAAUCGAGUAAUGACAAAUUUGGUGUAUUUUUAAGAUAAUAUUCCAUCAAAUGGUCAUCUUAGCACAACUAUAUUAUACUUACCUUAUCCAAUACUAAUCAUAAGUCGACCAAAACUCAACUCAUGAGUGGGGGGCAUGCUGAGAAUAUGUACUGAAGAGUAAGAAUAUAAUAUUUCUUUAAAAUAUGAAAUUAAGUUUGAUUUUUUAAACCAUGAAUAUAUGUCAAUAAUGCAAUCUACAAUCUGCAAUAUUCAGAUAUACUUAUUUGUUGAUGUAUCACACUAUCGAAUUUCCAAGUCAACUUCAUAACAGCAAAAUGAACAAAGAAUAAUGUCAAAAUUCCUUUUUGUGAUAGAGCAUCUCACCUAACCAAGGUUCAUCCACUCGGAUAUUCAGCAAACUCUUUCCUUAUCCUCGAAUCACAAGGGUUUGUAAACCUUAAGCAUCGGGAAUUGCCCUCGAGUAACCGAAUUUCAUCCGCUUGGAAGAGAAGCAAGUUCUUGAACAGAUCUCCGGAUUUGAAGAACUUGGAUUAAACGCAAUCUCUGAACAAAUCUACGGAUUUGAUGAGCUUGGAUUAAACGCAAGUCUCUGAACAGAUCUACGGAUUUGAUGAGCUUGGAUUAAACGCAAAUCUCUAAACAGAUCCACGGAUUUGAUAAGCUUGGAUUAAACGCAAGUCUCUGAACAGAUCUACAGAUUGGAUGAGCUUGGAUUAAACGCAAGUCUCUGAACAAAUGAGCUCGGAUUAAACGCAAGUCUCUGAACAGAUCUACGGACUUGAUGAGCUUGGAUUAAACGCAAGUCUCUAAACAAAUCUACGGAUUUCAUGAGCUUGGAUUAAACGCAAGUCUCUGAACAGAUCUACGAAUUUGAUGAGCUUGGAUUAAACGCAAGUCUCCGAACAGAUCUACGGAUUUGAUGAACUUGGAUUAAAUGCAAGUCCACGCAAGUCUCUGAACAAAUCUACGGAUUCGAUGAGCUUGGAUUAUACGCAAGUCUCUGAACAAAUCUACGGAUUUGAUGAGCUUGGAUUAAACGCAAGUCUAUGAAAAGAUCUACAGAUUCCCAAUUCUUGGAUAAAUGAGCAAGUCUUGGAAAGAUCUACGGAUCACAAGAAUCUUGGAUAAAAGAGCAAGUUCUUGGAUGCAUCUACGGAUCAAAAGAAACAUGGAAGAAAUUGAACAUCGGCAUCGCCAUCGGGCAUUGGUUAAAACCCGAUCCGAAGGUUAAAAACCGAGCCGAGGUUAAAAACCGAGCCGAAGGUGAAACCCGAGCCGAAGGUUAAAAACCGAGCCGAGGUUAAAAACUGAGCCGAAGAUAAAAAUUCCGAGAUGAAAUCGACUUUUGCUUGGACGUGAUCAAAAUCAAAACCCAACCCAUUUUUGAAAUAGAAUUGGGUUUGGGGGGCAUUUGUUGGGGUGUUAAAAUGGGCACAUCAUUUUAACCCAAAAGCCAUCAUUUUAACCCAAAAUGGCCAAUAAAACCCACUCAAGCCCAAUAUCACUUACAAGGCCUCAAAGGCCCAAUAAAACACUAUAUAUACCCCUCAAGGGGCAAGGUAAAAGGGUCAUUCUCUAACCUUAGUGAAGCCACCAUACACUCUCUCUCCCCAAAAUACUCUCAUUUUAUACAUCAAUUUUACUGAUUUGAGCGUCGGAGGCUCCGCCUCGGGGACCCCCCCUUGGCCCGGAGUUCAUCUUGCAGGCACCGUACAUGAUCGGAACUCAAGAUAUCAAGGACGCUCCUACCAUCGUUUCAACCCGGAACAACUAGCUAGUUUUGCUUUGGGAAACUAGUCCCUCUAUCCUUAAAAGAUUGCCUCAUUUGACUUUUCACGGUCUUCAAGACAUGACUUAAAAUGUAAAUAUUAAUUCUAAACGCGUAAAUAUUUUAAAAAGUUGAUAUUCCAAAAAUAUAUUUUCUCCAUUCAUAAAUACUCGCAUCGUUUGUCACUUUCACGCAUGCAAUGCACAAUUUAGAUAAUUAAUAUCUUAAAUUAUCUUCAAGCAAAAAUUAUAAAAAGUUGAUAUUUUGAAAAUACGUAUUGAGACUAAUCUAACAUCAUCCAACAUGACUAUGUUUUAUUUGACAUAUAAAUCACCAACAAUAGUCAAAGUGGAAUAUGUGAAUAGUGUAAAAAUAUCAAACGUUGCGAGUAUUUAUGAACAGAGGAAGUGUAUUAAAACGAAUCUAAUAAGACCCCGCAUGACUAUAUUAUUUCUUAUAGCUAGGUUAAUGAGAAUACAUGAUCAACAUUUUCAAAGGUUGACCCACAAAAUUGCAAUGGGGCAAUCUUUUACAGAAUACAUAUGUGAACUUUCAAAUAUUAUACAAAAUAAUUUUUCAAAUAUUAACAACACGUAAUCGUCAUCUUAUGUUUUAUUUAUUUUUCUGAAUUUAUCUUAUCUGAACUUAAUUUAACUUAUUUUAGUUAUAAAUUAUAGUGGGGCAACAUUUAUUUUUUCUGGCAUAUACUUAUUUGUUAGACAAAGAACUAAUAAUAUUUUACAUGGAUAGGAUAUGAAUGGUAUAGCAUAUGGUAUGAGUGUAUGACUAGGAAUGGCGACGAAUAGGAUAUGGACACGAUCCUACUAGAUUCAGAUCCAAAUCUGUAUUGCACACAUGGAUCCAGAUCGAGAUCCAUUGGAUCCAACGGAUCCGCGGCUAAGAUCUGGAUCCACGUGUAUAUUUUUUUUCCUUCAAAAAAUAUUAUUCUUAUGCUACGUUUUAUAAAAAUAAAAAUAAAAAUUAUGCAUUCACCAUAGGAUGCAAAAUAUACUCUACCAGAUUAAAGAAAAUAAAUAUCAAAAUCAUGCAAAAAUUAAAGUUCAAAUUAUUUUAGGCUACCUCCAUUUCAAAAUGAUAUUUAUCGUUACUAUUUGCACAAAUUAAAUAUUAAGAUAAAAAAAAAGUGUGUAAAAAGGUGGGUGAAUAUAAUAAAAUAUGGAUAAAGUAUGGUUGAUGGGUACAAAAGUUAGUGAGUGAAUGAAAAAAAGAAAAAAAAAAAGAAAUUGAAUGAAAAAUUGUAAAUAUUGUAGGGUAAGAGGGGUAAGAUAAUGAAUUUCAUUUCCAAAUAUAGAAUAAAGCAAAGGGUAAAGAACAUUAUGAAAUGUACUAAAACUGAAAAGUGUAAAGAUCAUCUUGAAACGGGGGUAGUACAUGUUUAUACAUAUUUUUUUAAUUAAAAAUAAAUUUUUUCAAAAAGGAUACAUUGGCAGGAUUUGGACCGUAUCUGGAUCUCAAAAACAAGAUUUACAUCCUAUCCCCCAGAAACAGAUCUAGAUUCGGGUCCAAAUCCGCAGGGUCCCAAAUUUGGAGAUCAAUAUCCUAUGAAACGGAUUUGGAUCCACAGGAUCCGGAUCAGGUUCAGGAUCCAUUCUCAUCUCUAGGUAUGACCGUUAAUAAACCGUCAAACAGAGCUUUACAAAAAUUUGUAUUUUGUUUGGAUCUUUGGUCGAAUUUUUCUGACCGAGUAUGCCUUAACUUGAAGUGCAAAGUUUCCGGCUACUCAAGAGAGCACAAAUGAAAAUAACAAUAAUAGAAAUAUUCUACCAAUCAUUGCUCCAAAGAGAAGAAUCCAUUGCCUUUUCGUGGGUUAUCACUUAUCAAUUUGGAGAAAAAAAUUUGAAUAAUUUUGACGAUGUGUAAUGCAUUAAUGCACGUUGACAUUUCGUGCUUACUAGUUCCAUUUUAAUUUAUCAACUUGCUGUGCUAAGCGAGCUUCAAACCCUUUAUAAAUAUGGAUCUCAAUUUUUGGUAUGUCAUAUCUUUCAAAAACAAAACAUAAAUAGUAGUACAUUUUUUUUAACUUAAAGAAAAAAUGGCUAGGGCAAGAGCAACUUCUUUUUCUACCACAACAUUAGCCAUUUUCAUUCUGUGUAUGUCCCUCAUCGGUCAGUCUUAUGGUCAGCUCAAACAAGGGUUCUAUAGUGGAAGGUGUGGGACUAACAACGUCGAGCAAAUUAUUUACGGCAUUGUUGCUAAUGCUUUCGAAACUGAUAAAACCAUUGUCGCUGCUCUCCUCCGAAUGCAGUUUCAUGAUUGCGCUGUUAGGGGAUGUGAUGCAUCAAUUUUGUUAGACGUAACCGGGUCAGAGAAAACUGGACCCUCAAACGGCAGCGUUCGAGGUUAUGAACUUAUUGAUGCCAUCAAGGCAAGAUUGGAGCAACUGUGUCCAGGAGUUGUCUCUUGCGCAGAUAUCAUCGUCAUUGCAACUAGAGUUUCAGUUGUUUUGGCUCAAGGAAAGUGGUACAAUGUAGAAACUGGAAGAAGAGAUGGAUACAUAUCAAGUGCAAAAGAAGCCGAAAGUAGUCUUCCUUCACCAAAAAUCCCAGUUUCAGAUGCAGUUAAGUUAUUCGGACACUGGGGAUUGAGUGCUGAUGAUUUCGUCCUCCUCUUAGGUGGAGGUCACACCGUUGGAAUUAUUCACUGUAGCAAGUUCCUAGACAGGUUGUACAAUUACCAGAACACUGGCAAAGAAGACCCAUCCAUGAACAAAAACACCCUAUGGUCCUUCCGACAAACAUGCCCUAAAUCUGGGUCGAACAACUUUGUUUUUGCUGACCAAACUCCAGGAAGUGUAUUGAAGGUUGACAAUGGUUACUACAAGGCGAUAACACAAGGGCAGGGUGUACUUGAAAUUGAUCAACGUAUUGCAAGCCACUCACUUACCAUGAAUACUGUAAACAGGUUGGAUUACAAGGUUGGGGACUUUGACUACCAAUUUGGCGGUGCUAUGGUUAAACUUGGUAGGGUUGGAGUUCUUACCGGUACCCAAGGCCAAGUCAGGAAGAAUUGCCGCCGUAACAACUAUUAACCAACACCUUUCAUAAAUUUGAAGGCUUAACUAUAACUGUUUGAUGGUUAGUUGGAUUAUUAUUGGAUAUUCCAAAAUGAAGAACUAAUGCAUUUGUACUUUUCUUAAUCAUUUCAUUUCUUUGAAUGAUCUUUUUGUACGUUUAAACAACGCCGGCGAUACUUGCAUGUUUAAACAAAUGGCUAACAGCCUAAUACAAUGAAAGUUAUAUCCGAGCUU